This is a messenger RNA of Leishmania braziliensis MHOM/BR/75/M2904, 3522 nucleotides long. RefSeq lists its product as hypothetical. NCBI's taxonomy places the organism in Eukaryota, Euglenozoa, Kinetoplastea, Trypanosomatida, Trypanosomatidae. Bases 1 to 3522 code for a protein of 1173 amino acids. The transcript has a single exon. The record is from RefSeq and is a predicted model, not a curated record.
AUGAGUGUACAGGCAGAGCGCGAUGAGCUGCUGCUGUAUGCCCUGCAACACCCACCGCCGAACGUCAGACUCAAGCUACCAGACGGCUCUGCGUCACUCGAGCACAUCGAUCUUACAAGCUGCCCGAGUCCAACUGCCCUCUACGCCGAGGCUGAGAAAGCAGCGCGGCAUGCCAAGCGAAAGAAGGUGCCAACAUUCGAGCUCGAUAUGACGAAGUUCUUCACCUUCCUCGGCGGCAGCAGUGGCUGCGUCGAGCGAGUCAGAAAUGCGUCAUCAGCGAGCCUCAGCAAGCACUCGCACUCCCUUUCAGUGCCCUCAGCGAAUGCGGAAACGAGGCCCGAUGCGUCAGAUACAAAUGGCGAGCCGCAUUCACCCAGCGACAACCUCUUCCCUCCUCCCGAUACGCACGGUGACAGCGAUGUCCCCCAGCUGGCGGCAUCAGAGCAGUCGUCACCACGCCCUGGGCAGCCACCCACGAGAGAGGAGAGCAGCACCGCUCAGGAAAACAAGGGAUUCUUGGGGUACUUCAUGGGCGCCUUAAAAACCUUGGGCAACAUGGGAGGGACCGCUGCUGGGCCCGUCCACGCUCGGACGGGCUCCGGUCGCCCUGCAUCGAUGGCGAACGGUACCUCUACCUCCUCGGCUGAGAAAGGGAAAGGUGUGCCACUCGUCACCGCCACGGGCAGCAGCAGAGGCAACAUCUUGGCAUCUAUGCUAAAGCCGCUGACCUCCAUUCAAGGCACGCAGCCGAGCUCUCCUGCGGCGAGCCAGUCAGUAACUGCCAAGGAGGAACCCAAUAUCUCCGGUGUAGCGCGGCGGAUCGAGCGGGUACGUAUCCCACUCUGUGGCACUACGCCGGGCACCAUCUCGUCCAACAUUGAGACUCAGCUUGGUCUCCUCUUGGACACCACGGAGGGGCAACGCAAGACAAACGAGGAGACGACAGCGGCUGCCUUCAACCCCCCACGCCCGCCACACAUCCAACUGUGCGAGGUGAUCGACAGCGCACCUCUGGCGCCGUUCCUCGACACUUUGCCCAUCUUUGCCUACGAGAUCCUCCUCAUGGCCACCGGUGUGCUGCUCACGAAGAAUGGGGACACGUACGCGCGAGAGCUGGAAAACGUCUACCGACGUGUUUUCAACAUCACCGACGAGCAGCACGCACGGUCACUGGCCAACGUUACCCCACCCGCCUUGCGGCGUGUGCUUGACAAUAGAGACACAGUGGCGAAAGCGGAACGCCGUCGGUAUCUCUCGGAGCUGCGCCCUGAUGCAUCCACGUUCCGGCUACUCUGCGACAACUCCAACGAUGACGACUUUGUGAGUCGCGCGGAGCAGCUGCAGAGCAUAAUUGAACGCUACCCGGACUUACCGGGCGACACUCAAGUCCCCCUCUCCCUACGCUCCAUGGUGUUCGCUGCUUGUCUCAUCCCAAUGUACCAGCUGGACCUCAGCACCCUCAGCCCCAUCUACAGCGAGAGGGACGUGACAAGUUGUCUCGCGGCGCUACGGGAGUACAUUGGCAUUCUGCCGCAGACAGAGCGCUUUUGCCACCUGCAUGCGCAGCUGCUGGCCAACGACAAGUGCGGCAGCGGCGAGGCACAGACGGUAUUUCUUAAGGACGUGGCGCGCGCCGUCAGCCGCCACGACACCUCCAGCAUCGCCAACGCGACGCUGACGCCGGCGGUGAAGUAUGCCUAUUACGUACUGCAAGAGGCCUUCUGCUUGUCAGCCGUGCCGAUGCCGUGGCUCGACUCCAGCUUCUCACUCGACAUGCAACGCAGUGCGACGGCAGCGUUCAUCGAAACAUGUCUAGCCCUGCCGCCGUGCAUGCCGUGCGCGAUGGUGCUCGUCGAUGAUACGCCCGUGAUGCCUCCCAGCUCGAGCAGCCAGGACAUUCUGCUGGCGUUCAUGGAGGUCUUCGUUAACUCUGGCGUGUUCCGCAGUUACGCCGAGCUGGUGGACAAGGCGGAUGUGCACUGCCUCUCCGCCGCGAAGCUGUUCCAGCGGGUCGGCAACAACCUUGACACGAAGCAAAAGGCGUACUGCCACAUGCUCACCCGCAGCUUCCCACUCGCCAGCAUGCUCCUUCUGCCUGGCCGACUGCGCAUCGGCGCCUACGUCCUUCUCACACAGCACUGGGGCGGUCUCUACCCUGAUGCCACCAACAACGUGCCUAAGGACUUCAAGACAUCCCUUGAUGCCUUCCUUGACUACUUGCUGGACGGCUGCGACGGCGAGUGGCGCACAAGUGAGAACGAGGCGCUGUGUGUCCUGCUGAUGCGUGCUACCCAGAGGUACUUAGCUCCGAUAGGCACGCUGACUCAGUACGACGAGGCCGCGCACUUGCAGUUUGCUAAGCAGCUUAUGGAGGAAAUCUCACCGCAGUGGGCAGAUGCGGUGGAGCGCGCAAACGCGCCAUUAGGUGAUGUGAUGCGGUAUGUGCGAGCCGUCUUUGGCGCGCCGCGGCCACCACCGCUUGGAGGCGAUCCCGCAGCCCAUCAAUACGCCCGCGUGUGCAGUUGGCUCGACAUUGUGACAGCGCUGACAGGAAAGUGCUUGGAGGGAUUUCCUACAGCUGCCGCGGCUGCCCCGAGCGAUAAAAUGCCGGCUCUGGCGGCCGAGAGUAAGCGUGUGAGCACUCUCUCUGCGGAGCUGCGCGGGUACCCGACGCUUCUCUCCAGCGGCGUACAACGCCUGCACAGCCUUGUGCGGGUGCAGGAAGGCUUCGACGAGUGUCUUGCGCGUUCGCAGCGACAAUACGACUUGGUGCGACGUGUUACAGGGGCGCCACCGAUGCUGACAGCCGAGAUUACCGAGAAGAUCCAGAGCAACCUUUAUAGCGCGGUACUGAAGCUGUGCGACAGCCUCAGCAUUUACAUUCUCACACAGGAUACUGUCGUGUACUUGAUGUCUAAGUUCAUGCAGCUGGAUGCGAAGCAGUACAAGUCGAUGAAGCGUAACGCCGCCAACUCAGAGGACUUCCCCAUGCCCCGCAUCUACCCCGCCGUAACGAUGCGGCGCAUUCUCGACGAGGUGCGUUCCGUGUUUGACCGCGUGUGCAACAUCAUCGACUAUGCGCCGGCGGUGCGUCAGCUGCACUACCGACUCGGCCACAAUUUUACUGCGGGCCUCUUCGCCGUGUACGUAGAUGGCCCCGAGCUGUUUUUCAACUCCGCAGAUGCACCGCUCAUCCUCGCCGACCUCGACUCCGUGCGUGACUACUUUUUUUCGGGGAAACCGGACCAGCAUGACACACCGCUCGUGGAGGGGGAGUUUGGACGCACAUUUCAGGGCGCGGAGCUGCUGGAAAAGCUCUACAGCGUCGUGCAGUACGUCAUGUCAAAGCCGUCUUCUGAGCUCGUCACUGGCGGCGUUGGCGUGCCGCCGCUGCACAGGCUUCCUGAGUGUUCCGACGACUCGCCGUGGUGCCAGUAUGUUGUCCGCCGCGUGCUGGAGCACCGAAAAGGCUUCAAGAGCAGUGUGUGGGACAACUACAAGGCGCUUAUGCGGGCUAUAUAG